GAAUGAGAUUCAGAUGUUGUGGUAAGGCCACAGCUACCCCUAACCCAUCACGCGUCCCUUUCUUACUUACCGAGCCCGCCGGACGGUAAGUACUAUGUUUGCGUCGCCAGAUUUAAAGCCGAAUCAGACGAUUGCACGCACCCUGAACCCUGAGUGGGACCCAGCAAACCCGUCGAGGUCGUCGAAGUACUUGCUGAGAGAGUUUAUCCAUGAUGGGAUCCCAUUCCGGGGUCUAUUUGAUAUACUCGGCCUUUUUCUCUCCUCGAUCGGAUUGCCCCUAGCAGUGCCACAACACGCAGCUUCUACCUACCACUCACUGCCAUGUAUUCUAAGUGGUGUACGACUCUUGGCAAUCUCAAACCAACAAUGUUUAAUUGCACGUGGAUCGCAACAGGGCAAGACCAAGGCCGCUUCUUCUUGGGCGCGUCCCUCAAAGGAUACAGUGCGCUGUUAACAAUUGGAACAUGGGCGUCAGUGGUGAAGGCAGCGCGGUUCUCCUUGAUUGAUGAUGAGGCGAUGGCAAUGAGCGGGUACACGAUGAACGAUUGCCCCGAGAUGAGGCUCACCGGGAACCGUAUUGCGUUCGGAAAUUGUGCAAAAACAUACCCUUUUCUUCAUAUACUGAAGCGCACUGACCCUGCAACCGUCCAUGGAAUCGCCUUACACGUACGAGGCGUGAUUCCACCAGCAUAUGAGGAUAACUCGUCUGGAGAAGUCUGGACCAAUGUGAGGAGAUUGUGUGCCAACUGUCAAGAGCUAGUUCGUAUGUGGGGAGGAAAUAUCGCGAACUUCGAGCAAAGUAGAGUGCAUAAUCUGGUACAAAAAGAAACCAUUCAAGACUGGUCAGCCAACUCAGUUGGAUCGAAAAGACAAGGGAUAACCUCCCUACGCAGAUCUCGAAGUCCUCGCUCAGCAAUAACAGUAGUAAUGUCAUACAGAUCUUGAGAAAUUAUUUCAGCAAGGACAUCAGAUACGCGCUCCCAGAGAUAGAAUUUGUCGCCCGAUUGGAAAAUCACCAUCAGGGAAUCCAUAUGUUCCAUUAUCGGCCUCGCUGGUGCAAGGCCAUGACAUCGAGCAAAAACCUGGCCCUCAGAGUUAUAAUCCGCCCAGUCGGCUUUAUACCCGGGACUUCGAGGAUUCGUGGUCCACCCCGGAGGGACGAUAAACUAGUAAAGAGAUCUUAGUGACUUCACUCAACCGGGCAGGGAGCUAGGAUGUCCUUACUGGUGGCAGGGUAGCGUUCUUGA
Molecule: messenger RNA, 1247 nt
Organism: Paecilomyces variotii
Lineage: Eukaryota; Fungi; Ascomycota; Eurotiomycetes; Eurotiales; Thermoascaceae
Exons: 2
Coding region: 322-945 (207 amino acids)
Source: RefSeq, a predicted model, not a curated record